Beta vulgaris subsp. vulgaris (sugar beet) is the source of this 1300-nucleotide messenger RNA. Its product is annotated as ubiquitin-conjugating enzyme E2 34. The transcript has 10 exons. The record is from RefSeq and is a predicted model, not a curated record. The coding region runs from base 335 to 1042 and encodes 235 amino acids. Lineage: Eukaryota; Viridiplantae; Streptophyta; Magnoliopsida; Caryophyllales; Amaranthaceae.
AAAGCUCACGAUAAAGAGAGAAGGAUAAUAACGGAAAGAAGAUCAACUAUGAAAACCCUUUUUUGCCUCUAACCCUCAAUUAUAAUUUAUUACUCUUUUUCUCUCUCCAGAUUCAUCCAUUCCUGCUCUCUAUCUCUAAAGUUGAACAAUUAUCACACACAAUUUCAGAUAAUUAUCAUCAACUUACCAUCGCUCGAUUUCAGAGUGAGAAAUACAAGUAUUGCGCGCAAAUUAAAGUUUUUUCGACGAGAUCGAAACUUUGAUCUUCCAAAAAAAUUGAAGUCCUUAUCUGUUAGCUAAGGAUCAAGUUAGGGGUUGCAUUUGAAGAUCUUGAAUGGCUGAAAAAGCUUGUGUAAAGCGUCUUCAAAAGGAGUUCAGAGCACUUUGUAAAGAGCCAGUACCUCAUAUUUUUGCCCGGCCUUCUCCAAAUAACAUUCUCGAAUGGUAUUAUGUACUUGAGGGAAGUGAAGGAACACCUUUUUCAGGUGGAUAUUACUAUGGCAGGAUAACAUUUCCAUCUGAAUAUCCAUUCAAGCCACCAUCAAUCAGGAUGACAACUCCGAAUGGGCGGUUUGCAACUGAUACAAAGAUAUGCUUGUCUAUGAGUGAUUUUCAUCCAGAGAGUUGGAAUCCAAUGUGGUCAGUAUCCAGCAUUCUUACAGGGCUACUCUCAUUCAUGAUGGAUAAAAGCCCCACUACAGGAAGCGUCUCAACAUCUGUUGAGGAAAAACAAUGUUUGGCGAAGGCUUCACUUGCUUUCAAUUGUAAGAACCCUACUUUCAGGAAAUUGUUUCCGGAGUAUGUGGAGAAGUACAAUGAGCAUAUUGCAGAGCAAGCUCGGUUAGAGGCAGCGUCGAUGACUACACAAGAAGAAUCAUCACUUCUCAAUUCGGAUACACUUGAUAAUAACAUGCAAGCGAAUGUAGCGAAAGCAGAUGGAGACAGAAUAAAUAAUCGAAAGCAAUCAGUCCCGACAUGGGUGCUGUUGUUGCUCCUCUCGAUAUUUGGUUUAGUAAUGUCUUUGCCUUUUCUUGAACAUUGAUGUCCAUCCCUAAUCUAGGCCCUCCUGUGAGAAAUCUUCAAACUGACAAGUUCGUAUAGAUGUGUAUGUGAGCUGACCGUAUUUUUCACAUCCAAAGUUUACUUUUUCUGGCGUUUCACUGUCUUGUGAUGUAUUUACAGUAACUUGUACAGUCAAUGGGAUGUUUUUUACCUUUUACUUCCUCUCCUUUUUUCUCUGGUCGAAUUGUUGUGUGUAAGUGAUGACUGUCUUCAUUUAUUAAGAAAUUUAUUUUUAUGA